UUCAUGUGAAUGAAUAUGGAAUAUUUACUGCUUUCCCCCUUCCUUUUAGAUUCUGUCAACCAAUGGAAAGCAGAAGGCCACAAAGCAGUCUGGCUACAUGUUCCUAUUCUCCAAAGCAAAUUUAUAACUGCUGCUGCUGAGCAAGGCUUUACCUUCCACCAUGCGGUAUCAGACUCUGCUACACUGACUUUAUGGCUAGGAGAAGGACUCAGCAAGUUGCCUCAUUAUGCUACUCAUCAAUUAGGUGUUGCAGGUGCUGUAUUAGAUGUUAACACUGGGAAAGUAUUGGUUGUACAAGACCGAAAUAAAACUACAAAUUUAUGGAAAUUUCCAGGAGGACUGUCUGAACCAGGUGAAGACAUAGGAAACACAGCCAUUCGAGAGGUUUUUGAAGAGACUGGUAUAAAGUCAGAGUUCAAGUCCCUCAUAAGUAUACGGCAGCAACACAGACACCCUGGAGCCUUUGGGAAGUCCGAUAUGUAUAUCAUCUGCCGCCUGGAGCCCUCCUCUUUCAACAUCAGUUUCUGCCAACAGGAAUGCCUGAGGUGUGAAUGGAUAGACCUAGCUGAGCUUGCCAAGACAAAAGACACUACUCCAAUCACCAGCAAUGUAGCUAGACUACUUCUCUAUGGAUACAAAGAAGGGUUUGAUAAAAUUGAUCUAACUAUGAAGGAAUUUCCAGCCAUCUACACUGGCCUUUUCUAUAAACUGUACCAUAGAGAAUUACCAGAGGAUUACAGAAAUAUCACAAACUUACAAUAAAUUUGGGGAAGGCGUGGUA
Heteronotia binoei (common prickly gecko) is the source of this 781-nucleotide messenger RNA. It is a transcript of the gene NUDT6, whose product is annotated as nudix hydrolase 6. The coding region runs from base 10 to 762 and encodes 250 amino acids. NCBI's taxonomy places the organism in Eukaryota, Metazoa, Chordata, Lepidosauria, Squamata, Gekkonidae. The record is from RefSeq and is a predicted model, not a curated record. The transcript is spliced from 4 exons. Gene Ontology annotation, molecular function: NADH pyrophosphatase activity; ADP-ribose diphosphatase activity; NAD binding.